AAUGAAACGGGAAGGAAAUUGGCAGUGUGUUUGUGUUUCAUAAUAUUUGUGAUUUAGUCAUUUGAAGUUUGAGGCCGCUCAAACCCUCUGUGGAAGAGACACGUGGUUUGUGUUUUUUGUUAUUUAAUUAAUAAGUGGAAGAAUAGCAACUCUGUUUCUUGAGUUUGUCAAUGGCAGGUGGAAAUUUGGAUGUUUUGGAUAUUUACCCACUCAAUCAUUACUAUUUUGGUUCAAAAGAAUCGCUUCCAUUGAAGGAGGAGGAAACCUUGGAUCAUCGCAUUCAACGCUUCAAAUUCAACUAUAAUACUCAUGGAAUCAGGACUUGUGUACAAGCUGUGCUUUUGGUUGAUUUGUUCAAACAUCCACAUCUAUUAUUAUUGCAAGUACGGCAUUCCCUGUACAAACUUCCAGGUGGUCGUCUUAGGCCUGGUGAAUCAGAAAUUGAAUGUCUUAGACGUAAACUCUCAAGUAAAUUAUCCAUGAGCGAAGAAGAUGACAGAUGGGAGGUCGGUGAAUGCCUUGGGAUGUGGUGGAGACCUGACUUUGAAACAUUGAUUUACCCAGUUUUGCCACCUAAUAUAAAAAGGCCAAAGGAGUGCACAAAACUAUUUCUAGUGAGGUUGCCCGAAAGUUGCAAAUUCAUUGUACCGAAGAACCUCAAACUUAUUGCCGUUCCAUUGUGCCAAGUUCAUGAAAAUUUCAAGACAUAUGGGCCAAUAAUAGCCGGAGUUCCCCAACUGUUAUCGAAGUUCUCCUACAAUACACCUGAUACUGACUGAUCUGUGUCAUAAUACAAGUUACAUUAGGCUCAAUGCUAUUUCCAUCCAGCAUGCUGUAGAAUGCCAAGAUAGUAGUGAGUUUGACAUGUAUAUGUAGUAUGUGGAGUGUGAUUAAGCAAAGUCGAGACACACAUGUUUUUAUUUGUAAUGUUUCCAUCUGCAGUGUCUGUUUCUACCUGUAUAUUUGUAUAAUUGUAUUGGCUUGUUCUGAAAAAAAAAAAAUUUAACUUAUAAAUCA
This is a messenger RNA of Solanum pennellii, 1017 nucleotides long. Its product is annotated as pre-mRNA cleavage factor Im 25 kDa subunit 1. The record is from RefSeq and is a predicted model, not a curated record. The transcript is spliced from 7 exons. Gene Ontology annotation, cellular component: mRNA cleavage factor complex. Bases 171 to 779 code for a protein of 202 amino acids. NCBI's taxonomy places the organism in Eukaryota, Viridiplantae, Streptophyta, Magnoliopsida, Solanales, Solanaceae. Gene Ontology annotation, molecular function: mRNA binding.